AUGCGCCCAAGGCUCCUGUACGAUAUCAAGUUUGUCGAGGAGGAGUACCUUACGCUUACAACUCUUGAACUGUUGCUUGAAUCUAUAUCCAAAGAAUUGCGGUGUAACAAUGGGCGAGCCAUCGUAUACUGUCCAACUCAAGAGAUGACAGAGGAUAUGGCAACCAAAAGUCCUCGUGAUCUUACCUGGACCCAAGCCAUGCAUUAUCAUGGGGGAAUAGAGGACGAUGAUAAGAAGGAGGCAUCGAAAUCAUGGCGCUCUGGUAGCCUAUGUAAGGUGAUGGUUGGCACAUCUGCAUUUGGAGCAGGUAUCGACUAUCCCAAUGUUCGGCUUGUGCUCCAUCUUUAUCGCUCUGGAAGUUUAAUCGACUACGUGCAAGAGGCUGGAAGAGCUGGAAGAGAUGGUUGUGAUGCUACAUGCGUUUUGUUGGCUGACCAAACAGACCUCGAGGGGACAUUGGCCACCAGUUCAUCGGGAGAUCGUAUUAACCAGGACAAGUCCCAGCAACCAAAAGUGGAAUUUGCCCGCUUUGCUUUAAGCGAUGGUUGCAUAAGAUUGAGAUUACAGCACCAAUUUGGCUGGUUGCGACAUUGCGAAACCUGGUAUUGCCCACCUAAGGCGGAUGAUAGUGGAUAG
Lichtheimia ornata is the source of this 636-nucleotide messenger RNA. RefSeq lists its product as uncharacterized. Gene Ontology annotation, molecular function: four-way junction helicase activity; 3'-5' DNA helicase activity. The coding region runs from base 1 to 636 and encodes 211 amino acids. Gene Ontology annotation, biological process: double-strand break repair via homologous recombination. The transcript has a single exon. The record is from RefSeq and is a predicted model, not a curated record. Gene Ontology annotation, cellular component: chromosome; cytoplasm; nucleus. NCBI's taxonomy places the organism in Eukaryota, Fungi, Mucoromycota, Mucoromycetes, Mucorales, Lichtheimiaceae.